AUGAUCUUAUAUUGGGAUAACCAAACUAUUGAAAAGAAGAAAGUUUAUUUUGUUAUGCAGAAGAAGCUAAAAGAAUUGAAAAGGAGAUCAUUAAACAAAUGUAUGAAAGAGAGUUUUAUUUUCAGGAAAAUAAUGAACUAG
Dentiscutata erythropus is the source of this 141-nucleotide messenger RNA. Lineage: Eukaryota; Fungi; Glomeromycota; Glomeromycetes; Diversisporales; Gigasporaceae. The record is from the annotation of a GenBank genome assembly.